GGAAUGAGCGUAGCGUGUGUUUUGAAGAGAAAAGCAGUACUCUGGCAGGACUCGUUCAGCCCCCACCUGAAGCAGCACGCUCAAGAUACAGCUAAUCCCACCAUGCCUGUUGUACUGACAUCUGGAACAGGGUCCCAGGCUCAGCCACAGCCAACUGCAAACCAGGCACUUGCAGCAGGGACACACUCCAGCCCUGUUCCUGGGUCCAUCGGGGUCGCAGGCCGCUCCCAGGACGACGCUAUGGUGGAUUACUUCUUCCAGAGGCAGCAUGGUGAGCAGCUUGGGGGAGGAGGAAGUGGUGGAGGCGGCUAUAAUAACAGCAAACAUCGUUGGCCUACUGGGGAUAACAUUCAUGCAGAGCAUCAGGUGCGUUCCAUGGAUGAGCUGAAUCAUGAUUUUCAAGCACUUGCUCUGGAAGGACGGGCUAUGGGAGAGCAGCUGUUGCCGGGUAAAAAGUUUUGGGAAUCUGAUGAUUCCAGCAAAGAUGGACCAAAAGGGAUAUUUCUGGGAGAUCAGUGGAGAGACAGUGCUUGGGGAACAUCAGAUCACUCUGUUUCCCAACCAAUUAUGGUUCAGAGAAGACCUGGUCAGGGCUUUCAUGUGAAUAGUGAAGUCAACUCAGUGCUUUCACCACGGUCAGAGAGUGGAGGACUUGGAGUUAGCAUGGUGGAGUAUGUGUUGAGCUCAUCUCCUGGAGACUCCUGCCUAAGGAAAGGAGGAUUUGGGCCAAGGGAUGCAGAGAAUGAUGAGAAUGAGAAAGGAGAUAAGAAAAAUAAGGGCACGUUUGAUGGUGAUAAAUUAGGAGAUCUGAAGGAGGAGGGGGACGUGAUGGACAAAACAAAUGGUUUGCCUGUGCAGAACGGAAUCGACGCCGAUGUCAAAGACUUCAGCCGCACGCCUGGUAACUGCCAGAACUCUGCCAGCGAAGUUGAUCUUCUGGGUCCAAACCAGAAUGGAUCCGAGGGCUUAGCCCAGCUGGCAAGUACCAACGGUGCCAAGCCCGUGGAGGAUUUCUCCAACAUUGAAUCCCAGAGUGUCCCACUGGAUCCCAUGGAGCAUGUUGGCAUGGAGCCCCUGCAGUUUGAUUACUCUGGCACUCAAGUACCUGUGGACUCGGCCGCAGCCACUGUGGGACUCUUCGAUUACAAUUCCCAACAGCAGCUGUUCCAAAGACCCAACGCCCUGGCAGUUCAGCAGCUCACGGCAGCGCAGCAGCAGCAGUACGCCCUGGCAGCUGCCCACCAGCCUCACAUAGGUUUAGCCCCUGCUGCCUUUGUCCCCAACCCCUACAUCAUCAGCGCCGCUCCGCCGGGAACGGAUCCGUAUGCGGCUGGACUCGCAGCAGCUGCCACAUUAGGUCCAGCAGUGGUUCCUCACCAGUACUAUGGAGUCACACCCUGGGGAGUUUAUCCUGCCAGCCUCUUCCAGCAGCAGGCUGCCGCCGCUGCUGCCGCAACCAACUCAGCAAAUCAGCAAACCACGCAGCAAACCCAGCAGGGCCAGCAGCAGGUUCUGCGUGGAGGAGCCAGCCAGCGUCCUUUGACCCCAAACCAGAACCAGCAGGGCCAGCAGACUGAUCCCCUGGUGGCUGCAGCAGCUGUCAAUUCUGCCCUUGCCUUUGGGCAGGGGCUGGCAGCAGGGAUGCCAGGUUACCCUGUGCUGGCUCCUGCUGCUUACUACGACCAAACCGGUGCUCUGGUGGUGAACGCAGGGGCCAGGAAUGGCCUGGGGGCCCCUGUCCGUCUGGUAGCCCCUGCUCCAGUCAUCAUCAGCUCCUCAGCAGCACAAGCAGCGGUCGCAGCAGCUGCAGCUUCAGCCAACGGUGCCGCAGGUGGCCUGGCAGGAACCACGAAUGGACCAUUUCGCCCCCUAGGAACUCAGCAGCCCCAGCCCCAGCCCCAGCAGCAGCCCACCAACAACCUGGCAUCCAGCUCCUUCUACGGCAACAACUCCCUCAGCAGUAAUUCCCAGAGCAGCUCGCUCUUCUCCCAGGGCUCUGCCCAGCCUGCCAACACCUCCCUAGGCUUCGGAAGCAGCAGCUCUUUGGGAGCCACGCUGGGCUCUGCGCUGGGAGGGUUUGGGACAGCAGUUGCGAACUCCAACACGGGCAGUGGCUCCCGCCGAGACUCCCUGACAGGGAGCAGUGACCUGUACAAGAGGACAUCCAGCAGUUUGACACCCAUAGGACACAGUUUUUAUAAUGGCCUUGGCUUUUCCUCUUCUCCUGGACCUGUGGGAAUGCCUCUGCCCAGCCAAGGACCUGGCCACUCGCAGACUCCACCACCUUCCUUAUCUUCACAUGGAUCAUCUUCAAGUCUGAACCUGGGGGGCCUGACGAACGGCAGCGGCCGCUACAUCUCGGCGGCGCCGGGGGCGGAGGCCAAGUACCGGAGCGCCAGCAGCGCCUCCAGCCUGUUCAGCCCCAGCAGCACCCUGUUCCCCUCCUCCCGCCUGCGCUACGGCAUGUCCGACGUCAUGCCCUCGGGCCGCAGCAGGCUGCUGGAGGACUUCCGCAACAACCGCUACCCCAACCUGCAGCUGAGGGAGAUCGCCGGCCACAUCAUGGAGUUCUCCCAAGAUCAGCACGGAUCCAGGUUCAUUCAGCUGAAACUGGAACGAGCCACCCCAGCAGAACGCCAGCUUGUCUUCAACGAGAUCCUCCAGGCAGCUUACCAGCUGAUGGUCGAUGUCUUUGGAAAUUAUGUCAUCCAGAAGUUCUUUGAAUUCGGCAGCCUGGAGCAGAAGCUGGCCUUGGCAGAACGUAUCCGUGGGCAUGUUCUGUCCCUGGCCCUGCAGAUGUAUGGCUGCAGAGUGAUCCAGAAGGCCCUGGAGUUUAUCCCCCCAGACCAGCAGGUAAUUAAUGAGAUGGUUCGGGAGCUGGACGGCCACGUCCUCAAGUGUGUGAAAGACCAGAACGGGAACCACGUGGUGCAGAAGUGCAUUGAGUGUGUGCAGCCUCAGUCCCUGCAGUUCAUCAUCGAUGCCUUUAAGGGACAGGUCUUCGCGUUGUCCACACAUCCCUACGGCUGCCGCGUCAUCCAGAGGAUCCUGGAGCACUGCCUGCCCGAGCAGACCCUGCCCAUCCUGGAGGAGCUCCACCAACACACCGAGCAGCUCGUGCAGGACCAGUAUGGGAACUACGUCAUCCAGCACGUCCUGGAGCAUGGGCGGCCUGAGGACAAGAGCAAGAUUGUAGCAGAGAUCAGAGGCAACGUGCUGGUCUUGAGUCAACAUAAAUUUGCUAGCAACGUGGUGGAGAAGUGUGUGACGCACGCGUCGCGCACGGAGCGCGCCAUGCUGAUCGACGAGGUGUGCACCAUGAACGACGGCCCCCACAGUGCCUUAUACACCAUGAUGAAGGACCAGUAUGCCAACUACGUGGUACAGAAGAUGAUUGAUGUGGCAGAGCCAGCCCAGAGGAAGAUUGUCAUGCACAAGAUCCGGCCUCACAUCGCGACCCUGCGUAAGUACACCUACGGCAAACACAUCCUGGCCAAGCUGGAGAAGUACUACAUGAAGAACGGAGUGGACCUGGGGCCCAUCUGUGGGCCACCCAACGGCAUCAUCUGAAGCAGCAACCCUGAGAGGAGCUUCACUGCCCCCUCAGCACCUACCAACCAGCAACCACCACGAUUCCAGAUCCCAGUCAGAGCAAGAUUCCCUGGUUGCUCAACUGCUAAAGAAGAGGAGGGGAAAAACAAAACAAAACAAAAACAACCACAACGAAACCAAA
Indicator indicator is the source of this 3733-nucleotide messenger RNA. RefSeq names its product pumilio RNA binding family member 1 (gene PUM1). Gene Ontology annotation, biological process: regulation of mRNA stability; miRNA processing. Gene Ontology annotation, cellular component: cytoplasm; cytosol. The transcript has 21 exons. Gene Ontology annotation, molecular function: mRNA 3'-UTR binding. The record is from RefSeq and is a predicted model, not a curated record. The coding region runs from base 4 to 3570 and encodes 1188 amino acids. NCBI's taxonomy places the organism in Eukaryota, Metazoa, Chordata, Aves, Piciformes, Indicatoridae.